AUGAUGGCAAAUCAGCUGACAAAGCCUGAUAUUAGAAAUUGCAAGAGGAUGAGAGAGUUGGAGCCCCAAAUGCCUGAUAGUCCACAGAUGUCCUCUUUUGGAAAAUCAGAUUCCUCUUUCUCUGAAAUCAGUGGACUGUUUUUUAAAGAUGAAGUCAUGGAAAAAGAUUUAAAUGAUAUGAGCAAGGAAAUUAAUGUAAUGAUGUCUUCAUAUGCAACUCUCUUAAGUGAGAGAGCAGCAGUAGAUGCAGCUUAUAUUGACGAGAUAGAUGGACUCUUCAAAGAAGCCAAUGUUCUUGAAAACUUUCUAAUACAAAAAAGAGAGUUCCUGAAACAGAAGUUUACAGUAAUUGCAAAUACACUGCAAAGAUCAAACUGUACUUGA
Molecule: messenger RNA, 384 nt
Organism: Sorex araneus (European shrew)
Lineage: Eukaryota; Metazoa; Chordata; Mammalia; Eulipotyphla; Soricidae
Gene: TEX12
Product: testis expressed 12
Exons: 4
Coding region: 1-384 (127 amino acids)
Biological process (GO): synaptonemal complex assembly
Cellular component (GO): central element
Source: RefSeq, a predicted model, not a curated record